This is a messenger RNA of Lutra lutra (Eurasian river otter), 2456 nucleotides long. It is a transcript of the gene HMGCLL1, whose product is annotated as 3-hydroxymethyl-3-methylglutaryl-CoA lyase like 1. NCBI's taxonomy places the organism in Eukaryota, Metazoa, Chordata, Mammalia, Carnivora, Mustelidae. The coding region runs from base 347 to 1369 and encodes 340 amino acids. The transcript is spliced from 9 exons. Gene Ontology annotation, biological process: ketone body biosynthetic process; L-leucine catabolic process. The record is from RefSeq and is a predicted model, not a curated record. Gene Ontology annotation, cellular component: cytosol; endoplasmic reticulum. Gene Ontology annotation, molecular function: hydroxymethylglutaryl-CoA lyase activity.
GUGGAGAGUGUACAGAGAACCCCGCACGCUCAGCGCAGUAAGGAAAAUGCGCCACUCCUGAGCAUCCUUGGGCUCAAUUCCUUUUCUUCUCGGGUUACGGGUGCCGCGGGCCUUCGCCGCAGGUGCCUCCGGCACUCUUAGCUCCGGGAGCGGCCGGGAGUGCUGCCCGCUCCCCACACCCGCUCCCCACCCUCCCGGCGCCGACGCAGUGAGCGGAGGAGCAGGGCUCUUGCUGGCCGCCUGUGGCCCGGAGGGGCGUGUUCUGGGCUGGCGCAGCUCGCUCGGCAUCCUUCUCCUCCCGGCUCCUGGCGCUCUCCUAUCGCCGUCUGCAGUCCCAGGCCCUGCCAUGGGGAAUGUGCCAUCUGCGGUGAAGCACUGCCUCAGCUACCAGCAGCUUCUCCGGGAGCAUCUCUGGAUCGGGGAUUCAGUGGCUGGGGCGCUCGACCCUGCGCAGGAAGCACCCCAGUUAUCUGGACUCCCUGAGUAUGUUAAAAUAGUGGAAGUUGGACCUAGGGAUGGACUGCAGAAUGAAAAGGUUAUAGUUCCUACAGAUAUAAAAAUUGAAUUUAUCAACCAACUUUCCCAAACUGGCUUGUCUGUAAUAGAAGUGACCAGCUUUGUGUCCUCCAGAUGGGUACCACAGAUGGCUGAUCACUCUGAAGUGAUGAAAGGUAUUCAUCAAUACCCAGGAGUUCGCUAUCCUGUCCUUACUCCUAAUCUUCAGGGUUUUCACCGUGCUGUUGCUGCUGGAGCCACUGAGAUAUCAGUUUUUGGUGCUGCAUCUGAAUCCUUUAGCAAGAAGAAUAUCAACUGUUCUAUUGAAGAAAGUAUGCAGAAGUUUGAGGAGGUUGUUAAGUCUGCAAGGCACAUGAAUAUUCCAGUGCGAGGGUAUGUGUCUUGUGCCCUGGGCUGUCCAUAUGAAGGAACCAUCACACCACAAAAAGUGACAGAAGUAUCUAAGAGAUUGUAUGGCAUGGGCUGUUAUGAGAUCUCUCUGGGAGACACCAUUGGAGUGGGAACUCCAGGAAGCAUGAAGAGAAUGUUGGAGAGCGUCAUGAAAGAAAUCCCACCUAGUGCUCUUGCUGUCCACUGCCAUGACACAUAUGGACAAGCCUUAGCAAAUAUCCUCACGGCCCUUCAGAUGGGGAUUAAUGUGGUGGACUCAGCAGUAUCCGGAUUAGGUGGCUGCCCUUAUGCAAAGGGUGCUUCUGGGAACGUAGCCACUGAGGAUUUGAUAUAUAUGCUUAAUGGCUUGGGGCUCAACACAGGUGUGAAUCUUUACAAAGUGAUGGAAGCUGGGGACUUUAUUUGCAAAGCUGUGAAUAAAACCACAAACUCUAAAGUAGCACAAGCUUCCUUUAAUGCUUGACGUGGAUGAACCUGUGACUCAAGGCUGGGAAGAUCCAUUUCAGCUACAGAUACUCAUCUGAAAAUCAUUACUGUCAACUUGUUCUGAAAUGUGAAGUAAUAGACAAGAGUGGGAAAAUGUAAUUUUAAAGAAUAUUACUGGAUGGAUUACAAAAUCGGUGGAAAGCAAUACCAAUCAUUGGUAAAUUGCAAGCUGAAGCUAUAUAAUACAAUUUGUAGACCUGCUUUUGAACUUGGAGAAAAGUCUACUCUUUUGCUCUUAUAGAAAUAACUUUUUAAUUUAGUAGAUGUGAAAAUUGACUUCAGAUUUCCCUAAGUAUCAAAUACUGUGUUAAUACUUAAUCAAGCUGGCUUAGCACAGUAUACAUAUUGUCAGUAGUUUAUGAGCUCCUGCAUAGUGUGCAAAGUGUGUGGCCUUGAUAUGCAUUAUGCCUCUGGAUCUUAAUUUUCCAUUUGCCAAGUCAGUUAAAUUAUGGACCAAGGGCCAAAUCUCCAUCUGACCAUACAUAAUUUUUAGCAAUAGAACUUUUAUAUUUCUAGUAUGGUUAACAUCUGUUAACUAUUUCAAUGACUUUAUCUUGUUCCAAGAGGCUGUGGUCAAUGGCAAGACUCCAUAUCCUGGAAACAUUACGACCUCCCAUGUUUGUUAUAUGUAUCCAGUUUACCAUAUUUUCUCUUUCAUCAGUAAAAACCAGGAUGGUGUUACUCAACUAUUGAAAAAUAUAAGGUCUGACUUUCAUCUCAAUGUCUCAGUUGCAGUGUUAAGAAUAGAUUGAUAUAUAUAUUAUAAUCCACUUUGGUAAUUUUCAGAUCACAUCCAAAUUGCCAAAAGAAAGGUCACUGUAACCCUAAGAAUAUUAAGGCAGUUUUUAAUUGAAAAACAAAACAAAACAAAAAACAAAAACGAAAACAACUGUUUUCCAUUGAUUCAGGUCUACUUUGAUUAAAUCACAUCAUUUUUUUGGUUGACGUUAUGGUUAUUUUUAAUGUUGAAAUGACUGAAAUUUUAGCUCUUGUAAUAGACAUCAUUGUCAGAAAUAACAAAAAUUAAUAUGUCAAAGUUGAGAAGAGCAGGAAGACUACGUUAA